UACAGUAAAUAUUUGUGUUUGCUCGACCCGGCUGUAAUGGUGGACGGCUGAAGGCAAGAGGAGCAGAAUACGAGCCGAGUGAAGAAAGAACGAGAGGGGGAAAAUAACCGGUCGAAAGUCUGCUUCAAGAGUCCAGCCGCCGCGACGAGGACACGGGCUCCGUUGAAAAUGGAUGAACUAAAACAUCAAGUCAUGAUUAACCAGUUCGUCCUGACGGCGGGCUGUGCGGCAGACCAAGCGAAGCAGCUACUGCAGGCGGCACACUGGCAGUUUGAGACUGCCCUCAGUGCCUUUUUUCAAGAAACAAAUAUUCCAUAUGGCCAUCAUCAUCAAAUGAUGUGCACCCCAGCCAACACACCAGCAACACCCCCAAACUUCCCGGACGCGCUGACCAUGUUCUCACGGCUGAAGGCGUCCGAGAGCUUCAACAGCGGCAGCGGCGGCAGCCCCAUGGCCGCCUCCAUGGCCACUUCACCUCCGCCCCCCCAGGUCGGCGGCUGGGGGGUCUCACCUAAUGUGCCGCAAACUCCACAGGGACUCUGGACUCAGGGGCAGCCCCCCACGCAGCCCUGCCCCGCCUGGCCCACGGGCGUAAACCCUCGCGCGGGCGCCGAGCAGAAGGCUAGUGUAGCGAUGGAGGCCGAGAGAUGAAGGGCCACACGGGACUGAAACCCUCUCACACCCUGGGGAGGGAAGGAAACGGGGGGAGGGGGGGAGAUGUGGGAGGUAAUAAUGGGUUUGAAAAAAAAAAGGGGUUUUGGUCUUUUUUUUUCGGAUUUGAAAAGAGACGGAAACUACGCAAACCAAGAGAAACUCAACAUGGACGAUUAAAGAAGAGGAGAAAACCAAUGCAAACAAAAAUGAAAGAAAAAAAAAAGAUACACACACAUAGUAAUAAGAGAGCAACUGAAAUCUUUGGUAGUUUUUUUUCUUAAGUAAAUGCAUAGAUAAGAGAAAUAUUAUUGAACUUUAAAAAGAAAAAAGAAAUUAAAAAAUUGUCACGCCCAAGGAUUCUAUGUGAUUUUCAAGGACAUUCAAGGCAGCAAACUUAACUUUCUGAUUUUUUUGUUUAGUAUUUUUUGUUUCUUUUUCAGCCAGUGUGUUUUUUUGUAUCACUGGUUUUUCUGUGUUUUAUGUUUUUUUUUUUUGCAACUGUCUGAGCUGCAUGAGGAGAGACAGGACGUUGCAAUGCAGUGUUUUAGAUUGACUCAAAAAAAAAAAAAAUCAUCGCACACUUGAGUUGUGAGUGUGUACGCAUGUGAGCGGGUGGUCAAGUUUGUAAUCGACAACAAUGUAUACACACACACACACACACACAAUAGAGUUUAGAUGAAACACCUCCAUAUACUGUCAAUCCCGUCAUCAAAGACGGGAGCUUUUCUUACCUCACCUGGUGGUCACCUGACUUCUUUCAGCCAAUCAGGGAUUCUUCUUAAACCAACCAUUGCCACCACCGACACAGGACAUGUUUUUAAAGGUUUUUUCUUAGAGGCGACACAAGAGUUUUAUUCAAAGCUGGACUCAGACACGACAACUGUCCACUGGAGAUUUUGGGUUAUUAUUAUUAUUAUUAUUGUUGUUAUUACAAGAAAAAAAAAAAGUGGUUUUAAUGUAAUAUGGUUUAUAAUGCAAACUGUUUCUUAGUUUUUUCGUUAAAGAGGUUAAAGGAGGCGGCUUUGAACUUGGGUGGAACUUUCAGGUUGAUUUUUUUGGUUUUAGGUUGAUUUUUUUUUGGAAAGAGUAAAAUCUUAAUACACCUUAAAAGAAAAGAAAAGAGAAAAAAAAACAGCUACAGAAAAACAACACAACUACUCCAUCUUUGUAAACAGAAUUGCCACUUUGCAUGAUGUGUUCAUAAUGUGUAACAUCUUUUGUAGCAAAACAUACAUGAGGUCGAGACGUGGGUUUUUUUGUUCGGAAAAGGGGGUGGGGUUUAAGUUGAGGGCGGGGCGGGUGUUUUUUUUCCCCAAAGCUAAAAAGAAGAAGAAAUGCAAUAGAGCGUAAAGUGUCUUGUUAAACAUGAGAAACAAUUGGUGUGGGCCGGGGGGGGGGAGCCCACCACAACCUAUUUGGGGACACUACAGAUUACUUUCAGAUAAUACAGUAUAUAUUUACCCUUAGUUAAAUUACUACAGAGGAGUUUUUUUGUAGUUUUCUGACCGGUCCCUGGUCCAUUGAUACUGCUGAGGGGACAGUUUCAGGGAUGACCCUGAUAUACGGCAAUAUUUGAAAAAAAAAAAAAAGCAGGGUCUUGCCCCUAUUUUUAGUUGGUCUUGUCUGAAUUAUUUUUACAUUCGAGAGUCAGAAGAGAUAUUUUGAAUAGCAGAGGGGUCUUUUUUUAAAAAGAAGAGAUGAUUAGGAAAAAACAAAUAUGGAUAUAAUACUGAAUAAAUAACCACCUUUUGUUGUUUUGUUUUUUUAUAUAUAUAUAAUUUAGACUAAACUAGUGUUUUGAGUUCAUCUAUUUUCCAUGCUUUGUACUUUAUUUGGUUAAAUCAGAGCGUUUCUGGGUGGGCCUGUUCCUAAAUGGUUUCUCAUGUAUGUUCCCCCUCCCCUCUCCCCCCCCCAUGUAUGACUGUAUGAGACCAUUCCCACAAUAUUUGUGGACUACCUGAUAAUUAACUUAUCAUUUUUGUGAACCUAAAUAAAUAUUGUAUGUCAAUCUAA
Solea solea (common sole) is the source of this 2667-nucleotide messenger RNA. It is a transcript of the gene ubald1a, whose product is annotated as UBA-like domain containing 1a. Gene Ontology annotation, molecular function: protein binding. The transcript has 3 exons. Bases 169 to 651 code for a protein of 160 amino acids. The record is from RefSeq and is a predicted model, not a curated record. NCBI's taxonomy places the organism in Eukaryota, Metazoa, Chordata, Actinopteri, Pleuronectiformes, Soleidae.